AUAGAAACAAACCACUACCGUACAUGUACCACAUGGGCAGUUUUGCUUCGCAAGAAGAAGUACGGUAAAUGAUAGGUAUAUUAUGAAGCAGCUGAAUCUGUAAGAGCGAAGGCAGAUUGUCCGGAGGCCCUUGUCAAGGGGUCCAAUAACACAAUACGGUUUGGUCCACAUAUGCUCCAGGUUCUACCUACGUCAAACACCCCACUGUUGUUACUAUGUGGUAGAGGCCAUUGUCGCUUCAGUUGUCAGCAGUGCCGUUUCUCCUACUAAGCUUCUAUCUCAAGCUUCAAGAGUCGACAGGACAGUACGGAUUGAAACGGACGAUUGCAAUGGCAGACCUCAAUCUACAGGAAAUCCAUGACACCCUCAUAUCGGUGGCUCAUGAGGCUGGCCGAAUGAUGUUGGAGGCGAAUCCCACCGAUCUCGACAAGGGGACGAAGCUUAACUCCGUUGAUAUCGUGACCGAAGCCGACAAAGCAGUAGAAGCAUUGGUGUCUUCACGCCUAUCAUCCGCCUACCCAACGUUUGCCUUCGUAGGCGAGGAAACAUACAAGCCGGGAGUGCAAAUCACAGCGGCCCCGACCUUCAUCGUAGACCCCAUCGACGGUACCACGAAUUUCGUACACGGAUUCCCAAGCGCCUGCAUCUCACUUGGCCUUGCUGUCGACCGUAUACCCGCUGUUGGUGUCGUGUAUAACCCCUGGCGAGACGAAUUGUAUACUGCGAUCCGUGGGAAAGGUGCGUUCUUGACCGUCGGUGCGAAUUGGGGGGUAGAAGGCGGCAAAGGACGCAAGAGUAAGCUGCCAUUAUCGAAGAACCCGAUCCCACUUGGUACGUUGGACCAGAGUCUCGUCAGCAUCGAGUGGGGAAGCCAGCGCGACGGCGUAAAUUACGAGGUCAAGACCGAAGUGUUCAAGAAGCUGUGUGCAGUCAAGGAGAAUGGAGGCGCAAUGGUGCACUCUUUGCGUAGUCUGGGGAGCGCCGCGCUCAACAUCUGCGCUGUGGCCGCAGGUCAACUCGACGUGUACUGGGAAGGUGGUUGUUGGGCUUGGGAUGUCUGCGCCGGUUGGUGCAUUCUUUCAGAAGCCGGUGGUAUUGUCGCCAGUGGGAAUCCCGGUGACUGGGAGCCUGAGCUUGACUCCCGCAAAUACCUUGCUGUUAGAGGAGCACCCAGCGGGCAAAAGGAACUCAUUGAGGAGUUUUGGGGCGUUAUAGGGGAUCGCAGAAUGGAGUAUGAGACUUGAAGAGCAUCUGGAACAGCAUCGCUUGCGAGUGACACAUGUGAAAGAAGCUGAGACAGGGUCAGAAGCAUUCGCAAGUCCCGGAUUAGGUAAGAGACGAGAAUAGAUACAUAGAUCGGAUUCCUCGACAUUGUACCCGGCAAGAAAGCUGGAAUGCAAACGCUGCGGAAGGUAAUCAAAAUCUUCAGUUCACGUUUUCGGCAAUUACCCCAUCAAUAUAAAUUUAUAUAUUACAGGCUCUACUAUCUUUGCCAAUUCUGGUUAUAAUGUCGAGGUAAUCUUGAUGAUGGCGUCCUGUGCCAUUACAGAGACAUUCCAUCGGGUUGCUACGCAGCCCGGUUCUGCGGCUAAGACAUGGGAUAGGGAGGAAUUAAUUAAAUGCCGUGCAAUAGGAACUAGAAUCGCAACAGGGGCCAAUCUGCAAGGUCAAGCCCAUCCUAUAUUUUCUAACUGGGUCGGCCUCACAUCAGAAAUACAGAAAGACCUUGAGCAACCUAUUCUACUGGCAAGUAGAAUUCUCGAAGCAUGUGGUCUCCCCUGGUUGUCCGAUUUUCUAACCGACGACAUAUUCGACGAGAACUACCCAGGAAAAGAG
Messenger RNA from Xylaria bambusicola, 1836 nucleotides. RefSeq names its product inositol monophosphatase. Gene Ontology annotation, molecular function: inositol monophosphate 1-phosphatase activity. The transcript is spliced from 3 exons. The record is from RefSeq and is a predicted model, not a curated record. NCBI's taxonomy places the organism in Eukaryota, Fungi, Ascomycota, Sordariomycetes, Xylariales, Xylariaceae. Gene Ontology annotation, biological process: inositol metabolic process; signal transduction; phosphatidylinositol phosphate biosynthetic process. Bases 330 to 1244 code for a protein of 304 amino acids.